Messenger RNA from Racocetra persica, 326 nucleotides. The record is from the annotation of a GenBank genome assembly. NCBI's taxonomy places the organism in Eukaryota, Fungi, Glomeromycota, Glomeromycetes, Diversisporales, Gigasporaceae.
AUGUUGGAAUGAAGAUCAGGAUCUACGACCAACAGCUGAAGAAUUAUAUCGUACAUUUUCAAACUGGUAUGAAUUUUAUGAAGCAAAAAAUCUUGAUCAAGACUUUAUAUCCGAUGACAUCAGACAGGCUAUUAGGCAAUUUCAAAAAGCGGAUGAAGUCCAAUCGCCUAAUGAAAAUACGGAUCAGGAUCAUUCCGAAGCCAAUUAUAAAAGUCAAUCUCUCGAUCCUUACGUAGAUCGAUACAAAGAAUAUAUAAAGAGUGAAAUUGAAAAAAACAAAGCGGCGGUUGAAACUAAUAAACAAGAAGAUUACAGACACGACUCAG